Molecule: messenger RNA, 1758 nt
Organism: Daucus carota subsp. sativus
Lineage: Eukaryota; Viridiplantae; Streptophyta; Magnoliopsida; Apiales; Apiaceae
Product: protein Brevis radix-like 1
Exons: 6
Coding region: 375-1451 (358 amino acids)
Source: RefSeq, a predicted model, not a curated record
UCUCUUUUCUUGUCUCUAUCUCCCCUCUCCUUCAUUUUCUUCUCUCUAUAUAUCCAUUCAUCAUUUACACACCUUCUCACCUGCUUUUUUUAUUCACUCUCUCAGAUAUUCAGUUAUUAAUAUACUCUGAGACGCUCAUAUUUUCUCACCGGAUUUCUCGCCGGUGAUUCGCCGCCGGCCGCGAUUUUCUCGGAAGAGUUUGUUACUUUUUCACAGUAAUUUAUAUAUCGUUAUAAAUGACGGAGAGUGUGCGCGAAUAUAUUCUACACAUUUGAUUCGGAGUUCUCGUAUGAUCUCUGCGGAAUAUUCGCGAACUUGAGUUGCGAUUUGGAGAAUCAGUUCUCAAACCAAGUCUCGGAACAGAAGGGGGAGAAAUGCUGACGUGUAUUACAUGUUCGAAACAAGUAGAUGAGGGAGGAGAUGAAGGCGUGAGGGGGACUCCCAGUACAAAAGAAGCCGUCAAAAGCCUGACGGCGCAGAUCAAGGAUAUAGCAUUGAAAAUUUCAGGAUCUAGUAAGCAGAGCAAGCCUUUCUCCCCAAGCUUCAGGAAAGGACAAAGACCGUACCCUGAUUUUGAUACCAUUUCAGAAGGUGUACCAUACCCCGACUUGCAACCUGGAAGCUCAAAUUCUACACCUGCCUGGGAUUUCACCAGCACUGGCUACAACACAUCCCAUGGAUUCGAAUCAAGGUUUGCUAGAGAAGCAAGGGGCCCAGGUGGUUCAGAAUCAGCUCAGUCUGGUGAAGUCUUUUUGGAAAAUGAGGAUGAACCGAAAGAGUGGAUAGCGCAAGUGGAGCCUGGUGUUCAGAUUACUUUUGUGUCUCUUCCUAAUAAUGGGAAUGAUCUCAAACGGAUUCGCUUCAGCCGGGAGAUGUUUAAUAAAUGGCAAGCUCAGAGGUGGUGGGGUGAGAACUAUGAUAGGAUUAUGGAGCUCUACAAUGUCCAAAGAUUUAAUCGUCAAGCUUUUGGCACUCCCUCUGCCUCCGAGGAUGGGAGAGAUUCUUCUUAUUCAAGACUUGGAUCAGCCAGAGAAAGCCCUAUGAAUCCAUCGAUGAACAAAGAGUGGACCCCGAAAAACUAUUACAAACCUACAGGAAGUCGAGGUUAUUACCCUGGAGAUCCCUCAGAACAAGGAGGCAACCAAAACUACAAUGCUGGUUCAAGUUAUUAUGGCGGUGCUGGGCCAAAAGGUGAGGCUUCAUCUAUGGAAGCAUCACGGACAACAACCUCCUCCCGAGAUGAGGCAUCAGUUUCCAUUAGCAAUGCCAGUGAUGUAGAAUCAGAGUGGAUAGAGGAAGAUGAACCUGGUGUAUACAUUACUAUCAGACAAUUAGCAGAUGGCACUAGAGAACUUCGGAGAAUGAGAUUCAGCCGAGAAAAGUUCGGGGAGGUGAAUGCAAAGCUGUGGUGGGAACAGAACAGGGAUAGAAUACAAGCUCAAUACCUUUAAACGAUACAUCAAUUUUACUUAACUAGAGAAAGCAAGUAGACUCCUUCCGGUUUUCCUUUACAUGCGGUGUUAUACCCGGAGAAUGAAGUUGAACAAUCAUCACCUCAGAUUUCAGCUGUGUUGGUGACUUUAAAUCUUUUUCAGACUUUGUUCUAGGUGGUGAAUUUCGAUUAAAUCUAUGUAUUCACUACCGCAAUUAUUUAGUUUUAAGACUCUUUAACUUUGUCAAAGUUUUAUACAUGACUUUAGGAAAAUGCCAUUUUCUCCUCUGGCGCCUUUUAAGUAUCUAUGAAACUUUUAGUCCUGA